CUGCAUGCGACCAUCUCUGGUUAAUUUUCAUAUUUAAUGCCAGUCUGAGGCGACAGUAAACCACUAAAUUAUUUAACAAGUGUACAGCCGAAUUUAAAAAUGGUGAUGACAGAAUCUAUAAAAGAGACGCUGAUAACAUGGAACAGCGCUGUAGAAUUUCAUAAUUCCGGAAAUUACAAUGAGGCAAUAGAAAAUUAUUAUAAAAUACAAGUAGUGUCGGCAAGAAUGCGUUAUAACAUGGCAUGUGCUGAAAUCAAACUAGACAACGAACUUGCAGCUAUCGAGAAUCUGACGAUGGCCAUCGAGCAAGACAAAUAUUUAGCUGUCGCAUUCUUUCUACGAGGAACCUUGUACCUACAACGUAACAGCAUCGGAAAUUCUAUAUCCGACCUUGAGAUGACACGUGCAUUGUUACGAGGAAACACGUUUAUAGACUAUAAGCCACUAGGUCUACUUAUAAGAAUUAAUAGUUUUCAGGUCAAACAUAAUCUUGCACUGGCCUACAUUAAAGCAGAAAGAAUGUCAGACGCACGUGCACUUCUUCUAGAAGCGUUUCAUGACGCAGAAGAUCUUCAGAAGAAAUCCAUCAACGCGUCAUUGGAGAGAUUUGAUAAUGGUGACGCUGAUCUUAUACAAACUAUGAACGUGUCCCCUGACAGAGUGUUUGCUCCGCCCAAAUCCGUGACCAAAAACAUCAGAAAACCGGGUAUUGUUAGGAAGGCCAAAGUUGUGUCUGCUGCAAAUGCAGAUGAUAGAAACGCAGCGUUCGAGGGUUCUAAACGAGUGCGCGAGUUAAAAAUGAAACCUGUUUCAACCGACAAAACAGUCAACCCUUUGAAACGUUUCAUUAAACGUCACUCCCAGAGUAACCUUACAAAUCACGAGAAAGUAAAAGGACCUCCAGAAUUCAAGGGCAUGAAAUCGAGCAAGUCAAUGAGCGACCUAUGCGCAGACCUUAGCGCAGACGACAGUUCAGUUCUCACCGGAAGUAGCUGUGCAUUUGUGAUAAUUAAUCGUUUAUUUCAGAAAAGAACUUCCGGUUCUACAGAUAUCCUGACAAAUACUCAAAUCAAACAAAAAAUGCAGGUUGUUGGGAGCGAUGUGAAGUCAUUUCCGUUCUCGGGAAUGAAAAAACUGUUACAAAAUAAAAAGAAAGUUUGCACGUGCUUAGCAUCUCGUAAUGAGAAGAUUCCGCUGUUUGUAAUGAAAGGUAGUGGAUCUGUAGUUGACAAUAGCCAAUCACGCAUUCAAACGGAUGGAAUUAAUAAUGGAGUUGAACAAAAACAAAACAUAAACCAUGAAAUAACCGCAUAUGAAAAGCUGGCUUUUCAAUCAAAGAACCAUAAAAAUUCUUUCGGAUCGGCAUUCGGAAAUUAUUUCAAUAAUUAUUGUAUAAACCAUACAUUAUCCUCGUCACGUGAUGUCCUCACUGCUAUCGUCACGCCCACUGAACAUGAAAAUAACGCAGAUACCACGGAAACUCCCCUAGCUCAUUCAAACAAAGUCGAGACAGAUUCUUUUACAGGAUCUGAAACAACCGACCAUGGUACACAAACUGAUGACGAAUUUUGCAAUAGAACUGAUAAACUAGAAAAAACGAAAACACGGAAGCCCCGCCCACCUCCGCCUUCAUAUCCUCCGCCCCCUUUGCCUCCUUCGGUGUUAAUUUAUGUUUGAUAAUGUUAUAUUGUGUAUACUAUAUAUAAAUGUGAUA
Messenger RNA from Ruditapes philippinarum (Manila clam), 1714 nucleotides. RefSeq lists its product as uncharacterized. The coding region runs from base 100 to 1677 and encodes 525 amino acids. The transcript is spliced from 6 exons. Gene Ontology annotation, biological process: superoxide anion generation. The record is from RefSeq and is a predicted model, not a curated record. Gene Ontology annotation, molecular function: protein binding; superoxide-generating NADPH oxidase activator activity. NCBI's taxonomy places the organism in Eukaryota, Metazoa, Mollusca, Bivalvia, Venerida, Veneridae.